Malassezia globosa CBS 7966 is the source of this 3006-nucleotide messenger RNA. RefSeq lists its product as uncharacterized. Gene Ontology annotation, cellular component: nucleus; cytosol; cytoplasm. The transcript has a single exon. Gene Ontology annotation, biological process: negative regulation of cytoplasmic translational initiation in response to stress; regulation of translational initiation by eIF2 alpha phosphorylation. The coding region runs from base 1 to 3006 and encodes 1001 amino acids. Gene Ontology annotation, molecular function: eukaryotic translation initiation factor 2alpha kinase activity; ATP binding. NCBI's taxonomy places the organism in Eukaryota, Fungi, Basidiomycota, Malasseziomycetes, Malasseziales, Malasseziaceae. The record is from RefSeq and is a predicted model, not a curated record.
AUGGCCCCUAGCACAGACGUAUCGCAGGACAACCAUGUGUUGGAAAGCAGUGCCAUGACAACGAGCCAACAUAUCGACACGAGUGCAUUGCGUUCACUUCAUUAUCUUAGGCUUGGAAAAGUUGAUGAUUUCUUAUCUGAAGACAAAGAAUUGAGCUCCAAUGAUGAAGGUGACUUUAUUCAGUUUGGCGACGAUGACUCGUGUAGCGAGAAUGACGAGUCUUCGGACCAAAGUGAGACCCGUGAUGAUGGUGACGAGGAACACAGUAGUGAUUCCCAGCUAUUUUCGAUGACACAUGACCGGUCGGGCGAUCAAAAGAUGCGUGUCUUGUACAUUCAAAUGGAAUAUGUCGAGAACCAGACACUUGGUGAUGCAAUUGAACAUGGCCUAAGUGUAGAUCAAGCCUGGCAUAUCUUCCGGCAAAUGCUCGAAGCGCUUGCGCACAUCGCAUCACUGGGUAUCAUUCAUCGAGAUUUAAAGCCGAGCAAUGUGCUGAUGGAUGCGCAUGGUGAUAUCAAAAUCGGUGAUUUUGGCCUGGCCACCACCAAUUUCCAUACGAUGGAGCCUGGCCAGCGUGAAUCCAUUCUGCAAGGUGACUCGAAAGAGCUCACUUCAGGUCUCGGCACGUUCCUGUACAUUGCACCUGAAGUCCUCGCGAAAAGGAGCAUCGGCGCGCGCUAUAAUCAAAAGGUCGACAUGUUUUCUCUUGGCAUCAUCUUUUUCGAAAUGCUAGCAUCACAGCGCUGCUACAAAACCACCAUGGAGCGGUACCAGCUGCUCGGAGACCUACGCCGGCCGUCGAUUCAGUUUCCCUUGUCUUGGGACAAAACUCGCUUCUCUGCACAGACAGACAUCAUUCGUAUGCUCCUUGACCAUGAUCCAGCGCAGCGCCCAACGCCCAUGGCCAUGCUUCGGUCUCCGCUCCUACCACCCAAGAUGGAGAAUGAAUUUGUCCAGGAAUUGGUUCGCUUAGCGGCGAAUCCAACGAGUGUGCACCGGCACGAGCUGAUCCAUGCACUUUUCUCACGCCCACAAAAUGACGUGCUACGUGACUACACGUUCGACACAGGUGCACAGGGCGAUGAAGAUGAUGUGCUUGUUGGUGUGGUGUGUCGCACCCUGCGUGAAAUAUUCCAAUGCCGUGGCGCUGUGCCUGUGCAUCCACCACUUCUGUUUCCACCUAGUGAUGUGUACAGUACAGAGCCAAACAUGGUAAGUCUGCUUGACAAGACAGGGAAUGUCGUUUUUCUUCCAUUCGACCUUACUGUGCCUUUUGCACGCAUCUGUGCCCGAAGCGGACACACGCGAUUUAAACGCUUCGAUAUUUCUGAUGUGUACCGUGAAAACUUGUUGGCCGGCGGGCAGCCACGAGCCGUGCUUGCCGCUAGCUACGAUAUUAUCUCACAGGAGGCAGACCCGGCUUCGGAAGCCGAGAUCCUGGCACUCAUGGAUGAGCUGCUGUCAAUUCCUGGUCUCGCUGGCGAGACUUGGACAGUGGAGCUUAGUCAUGAGAUGAUCUUGCGUACGUUUUUGGAGCGCUUUCCAUCACGCUUCCAUGCUGUGCUGUUGGAAGCGCUUCCAAGCUACCUUGCUCGUGGCUCCGAUGUGCGUGUGCGUCAGCAGCUUAGUUCGGCGGGACUGCCAGCCACACUUUUGGAUGAGAUCGAUGCGUGGAAUCUUCGUGGCGAUUUCGAUCCUACCGUUCAUCAGCUUAUGAGCCUUUUGACGCCUGUAGAACGUGCAAGACUCGCUGAGCCACUGGCGUAUCUCUCGCAAGUGACGCGACUUGCGCGGCAGUUUGGCAUGCAUCAUCCAUUAUGUCUCGUGCCUCUAUUUUCUCAUACCCACAAGCAUUACCGAAACGGCACAAUGAUGGCUGUGACAAAAAUGAUGAAUGGCGGCAAGCACCGCGAUAUUCUUGCUGUUGGCGGGAGAUACGACGAACUCCUCCGCUGCUUUGCCUAUCCACAAACAACGCAUACACCUGAGGAGCAACAUGCAGUUGGUUUGCAGAUUGCGGUGGGGAAAAUGGUGAAAGCAGUCGCUCGAUAUCAGAAAGUUUAUGUGCCGCGUUUUCUGGGUCGUCCCGAGCAGGAGCGGACGCUUGGUCCGUGGACGCCUCGGCGGUGUGAAUGUUACAUUGCGUCGAGUCAGCCUGGGCUUUUAGAUGCGAAGAUCCAGGUGUGCACAACGUUGUGGGCAAGUGGGAUCAGUGCGGAUUUGCAAUAUGAAUGCGGGGCAGGUGAAUCGCCUGAGAUUACAGCGUCAACAUGCCGUGCAGAGGGAAUCUUGUUUCUUGUCCUUGUCCGGAUGCACACGUCCGUCCUUAAAGUAAAAGAGGUCAUCACGCGCACAGAACACGAGGUGGCCCGAGAUGAACUCACCGUGUUUCUGCACGACCGCAUCGCCCGUCAACGGCGCAUUGAUCAGACAUCUGUCGGCCCUCGACCUCGAGAGACAGACACAACUAAGCCAAGCUCAUCAACGAAAGGUCCUGCAUCACUUGCACCCGCGUCGUGCCAUGUACCUCGACCGAAUGUACACGUGAUGCUGCCUGGGCGCAUAGAUCGCCCUCGACGUUCUGAACGUCGAGUCAAACCGACGAAGCGGCAUUCAAUUGCAGAGAAAGCGACGAACGAUGCAUUGCAUCUCGCAGAAAUGAUACAGAAUGGCAUUGUGCCAGUUAUUGUCGUCGAAAUGGCUCCGGGUCUUCUUCAUCGUUUUGCGUCAGUGGCCCUUGCAACAGAUGACAUGUUCAAGACAUUUUUGAAUGAAGAAAAGCUUAACUCGGACGAGCGCGAAUAUGUCAAAAAGCUUCGUCUCUGCAUCCAAGACGCGCUCGAAGUCGAUACUCCGCCACUUGCAGCGAGCACUGCGCCGUCUUCAUUUAGCAUCUCGCCUAAUACAACUUCGUCAUUUGCAGCCAGUGCCACGACUGCCCCAGUGGCCUCAUCAAGAGUCAUUUUGUACUCAAUGAAGGACCGGAAAUUCAUUCUAUGUAGUUAG